Molecule: messenger RNA, 3162 nt
Organism: Nilaparvata lugens (brown planthopper)
Lineage: Eukaryota; Metazoa; Arthropoda; Insecta; Hemiptera; Delphacidae
Product: CAAX prenyl protease 1 homolog
Exons: 7
Coding region: 184-1515 (443 amino acids)
Biological process (GO): CAAX-box protein processing
Cellular component (GO): endoplasmic reticulum membrane
Molecular function (GO): metalloendopeptidase activity
Source: RefSeq, a predicted model, not a curated record
AAUAUGAUUAUCGUCAUCAUCAUCACUUUUUAUUUCAUUUCGUGAUCGUCUUUCGUAAACGGAAAGUGCGUUGAAAAAUGUAAUAGCCUACUGUUGAAAUUACAGUAAGGUUAGACACGGUUUUAUUGUCUUGGACAGUGAAAAAAAAAUCAAUUCAAACCGGUGACCCAAUAAUUUUUCAAAAUGGUAACAGAACACACUAUAUUUUAUGGAAUAAUCAUCUUCAUGUGGAUGGAAACGAUAUGGGGUCUUUAUUUGUCCCUUCGUCAGAGACGAAUCUACAAAAAGUCAGUCGAAGUUCCAAGUGAACUAAAGGAAAUAGUAAACAAGGAAACUUUUGAAAAAGCCAGAGUCUAUGGGUUGGACCGUAAUAACUUUUCAAUGGUGAAAGAGGUGAUCGGAGGAGUGACAACAACGGGACUCCUAAUGCUGGAUGGUCUCUUCUACUUCUGGGUUCUUAGUGGUUCUAUGUUGACCUCUAUGAAUCUCGAGAAAGGAGAAAUUCUGCAAAGUGCUGCCUUCAUACUCAUUAUGAAUACUUUCAAUUUCAUCAUGUCGAUACCUUUCAACAUCUACGAUAUUUUCUUUCUGGAAGAAAAGCAUGGAUUCAACAAACAAACUAUGGGCUUCUUCAUCAAGGACAAGAUCAAAGGCUACAUAGUGACUCACCUGAUAGUGUUGCCGUUGACCUGCGGCAUAGUGUGGAUUGUGAAAGUGGGCGGAGACUACUUCUUCAUCUACCUGUGGCUGUUUGCAAUUCUGGCCACUCUGUUCCUGCUCACCAUCUACCCCGAUUACAUCGCGCCGCUCUUCGACAAGUACACGCCUCUGCCCGACGGCGAGCUCAAGACCAGAAUCGAACAGCUGGCCGCCAGCAUUCACUUUCCCCUCUACAAGCUUUAUGUCGUUGAAGGUUCAAAGAGAUCGAUACACAGCAAUGCUUACUUCUACGGUUUCUUCAAGAACAAGCGGAUUGUGCUGUUCGACACUUUGCUGAAAGAUUACACACCAACCAAUGAUAAAUCAAAGGACAAGGAGACGAAGGAAGAGGACAAGAAGGGCUGCGACAAUGAAGAGGUUCUGGCUGUGUUGGGUCACGAGUUGGGCCACUGGAAGCUCAACCACAUGAUCAAGAAUAUCAUAAUCAUGCAGGUGAACAUGUUCCUGUUGUUUGUUGCAUUUGGCUUCCUCUUCAAAUAUCAAGUUCUGUAUAAUGCGUUUGGCUUCUAUGACGAACAGCCCGUGCUCAUAGGACUCACUGUUGUACUUCAGUUCAUAUUUUCUCCUUAUCAUGCGCUACUGAACUUCUUCACGACAAGCCUGAGCCGGCGCUUCGAAUUCCAGGCGGACGCAUUCGCAAUGGGCAUGGGCAAGGCGGUCUACUUGCGACGUGCGCUCAUCAAGCUGAACCAGGACAACCUGGGCUUCCCCGUCUACGACUGGCUCUACUCCACGUGGCACCACUCGCACCCGCCGCUGCUCCAGCGACUCAAGGCCCUCGAGAAGAGUGACUGAUGCUAUGCUCAGUAAGCUCAAAUCCAAAACUGUGUUUGUUGACCGGGUGAAUUUCAAAGGGUGAGUGCGUGACUAAAGUUCCAGAGAUAUUACUUUUAACCGACGAGGAGGAGUAGGCAUGAUGCGCACAAUUGGAUGCUGACACAAAAUUAGGGUGAAUGCUGUUACUGUAGGUAGUGAGAGUGAUUAGUGAAAGAAAGAGCAUCGGGCCUCUCUGUCUUCGAGAGAGAGAGAGAUCCCAGUAAAAAGUAAUAUCUCUCGGACUUUAAGUUCAGGUACCUCAAAAGGUGAAUAUUUUUGUUGUGUCCUUGACUAACUGUAAGUACCCAAGAGGUGAAUAUUUGUGUGCUUGACUAAGUUCAGGUACCUCAAAAUGUUAAUUUUUUUGUUGAGUGAGUGCACCUAGAACAGGUGAAUACUUGAGUUGAAUGUAUGUUGAAGUGAGUUAAUGUGUUGAGUGACUGCACCUAAAAAGGUGAAUUAUUGAGUUGAAUGUAUGAAAUAGUGACGUUUUGUGCUGAGUGAGUGCAACAUCCAAAGAAAGUGAAUUAUUGAGUUGAUUGAGUGCUCCCCAUAGAUGUGCAUUGAGUCAAAUGUUUGACUGAGUGCCCCUGAAAAGUUGGGAAUUAUCUAGUUGAGUGCCUAAAAAGGUGGUGAAUUAUUCAGUUGAAUAUCUGACUGAGUACUGAGUGCUGAGUGCUCCCUCAAAAAGUGAACAAUUAAGUUGAAAGUUGACUGAGUAAACCUCAAAAAGGUGACCUGUUGAAGACUGUUGCUUAGAUGUAAGGUAACGGCUAAAGUGAAGACUGUGCUAUAAUACUGUAAGUCAUGUGAUUCACUUCCAGUCUUUAGUUCUCACUUAAAUAAGUUAUUCCAGUAUUGAUUGAUGGGUAGAUUUUAAAAUGUUUUUGAUUUCUGUCUUGAUUUUUUUUUAAAUCCAUACAUCUUGGACACAACCAUAGAAGUGCACUUCUAUUAUUGUACCACAAAUAAUGAUCCAUAAUAGUAUUCGUUAUAAUAUUGAAAGUUUUGUAGUAGUGUUGAAAUAGAAAAAUAGCAUAUAAUACUAUAAAAAAAGAUUAAAUUCCUUGUUAUUGCGAAAUAGCUGAUAGCACAGUUUAAGUAUAAACUUGACUGCUGUUGGUUAUUAUUCUAAAUAAUGAACUAAAUUUAUUUUCCAAUUAAGAUGCUGUCAUCUGAAUCCUUUCAAACUAUUAAUGAUUUGACAUUCUCUUUACAAGAUUUAGGUUUAUGAUAUACUGAUACUUCUGUAGGCCUAUUACUUAUAAGGCUUGAAACAUAUAUAUUUAUUUGUCUUUAAGCUUUCAUUAGUCAGUCAAUUAUCAUUACUGAAUUGAAUCUUCAUUUAAAAAUCUGCAAUCUCAAAUAGUUAAUGAUAAGAAUUAAUUUCACAGAAAACAUACAUUGUUGUGUUAGAUUUGAAACUUUCCAAAACGACUUAUAAUUCUGUAGAGAUGAAUAAGUUUGUGCAUAAAAUGUAAAUUGAUUGAUGGUGUGUUUUGUUACUGUAUGAAAGUAAACAUUGAAAGUCCAUUGUGAGUGAAUGAGUGAGUGACUACUAGUUAUCAACAUUUUAUAUUGUUGAACCGUAAUGAUUUAUUUAUUCUCAUAGGAGCGAGAUACUAU